Molecule: messenger RNA, 546 nt
Organism: Racocetra persica
Lineage: Eukaryota; Fungi; Glomeromycota; Glomeromycetes; Diversisporales; Gigasporaceae
Source: the annotation of a GenBank genome assembly
AUGGCCGGCAACGCACCUAAAGCAAGGACCAUCGCCGUUUUAGGCUCUCGUAAAUCCUCCUUGACAAUUCAAUUUGUGGAAAACCAUUUUGUUGAUUCUUAUUAUCCUACCAUCGAGAAUACUUUCAACAAAGUUAUAAGGUAUAGAGGACAAGAGAUUGCUGCAGAAAUCAUUGACACUGCUGGUCAGGAUGAGCAUUCAAUUUUGAAUUCUACACAUGCCGUCGGAAUACAUGGCUAUAUUUUAGUAUACUCGAUUACUUCUAGACAAAGCUUCGAAAUGGUGAAGAUUAUCAGGGAUAAGAUUUUGAAUUUUACAGGAAGAGAAGCUGUUCCUAUUGUUCUUGUUGGCAAUAAAACAGAUUUACAUUUGCAAAGGCAAGUGAAUCCCGAAGAAGGUAGAGAUUUGGCUUCACUAUGGCAUUGUGCAUGGACUGAAGCUUCUGCCAAACAUAAUGAAAAUAUAACUCGUAUUUUUGAACUCAUGAUAAGUGAAAUUGAAAAGAAUCUCAAUCCAAAUGGCGAAGAACAAAGCAAUUGUGUUGUC